Molecule: messenger RNA, 2633 nt
Organism: Tachysurus fulvidraco (yellow catfish)
Lineage: Eukaryota; Metazoa; Chordata; Actinopteri; Siluriformes; Bagridae
Gene: flvcr1
Product: FLVCR heme transporter 1
Exons: 10
Coding region: 284-1804 (506 amino acids)
Biological process (GO): transmembrane transport; erythrocyte differentiation; heme export
Cellular component (GO): mitochondrion; membrane
Molecular function (GO): heme binding; heme transmembrane transporter activity
Source: RefSeq, a predicted model, not a curated record
CCCAUCACCAACGUCAUCAUUGCUGGACCAAUCAAACACCAGUGAAACGCUUUGCAACGACUUAUGGGCGUGAACACCGGGUAGAAUGAUCAGGAAGCGCGCCGCACCACGCCACCUCCCGUCAUCACACGUAGUAACGCGCUUAGAAUUAAAUGUUUUAAGAGCCGGUUUCAGACACGAGAACAAAGCCGGGCUGAAGGUUUAAUUAGAAGGCAGGAUUUUAAGCAGGGUGAAUGUUAAGGAUUUAUAAUAGAGAAAGCAUUAAGAGAACGUUAAUAUCAUCAUGGUGGCGGGUGAGUUGAUUCAGGAACCACUGAGACAUGGAGUCGACACACCUACGUGUGCGGAUCAGUACGACAUUGUCGCGGACUGUGAUGUCAAAGUGCCCGUGAAUGAAGAGAAGGAGCUUAGUGAGAUCCACGCCAUGCUUCCCGGAGAGCAAACACGUCUCCAGACUCACGUGUACCGCCGGCGCUUCGCAGUGCUCAGCAUCUUCAGCCUGUACUCUCUGGUCAACGCCUUCCAGUGGAUCCAGUACAGCAUCAUCUCUAACAUCUUUAUAGAGUACUACGGCGUGACGAACAUGACGAUAGACUGGCUGUCGAUUGUGUAUAUGGUGGCGUACAUCCCGCUGAUCUUCCCCGCUACAUGGCUGCUGGACCGUAAAGGGCUGCGUGUUACAGCGCUGCUCGGCGCCGGACUUAACUGCGCAGGCGCGUGGAUAAAGUGCGCGAGCGCUGGACCCGGGCUCUUCUGGGUCACCAUGACAGCGCAGGUCGUCUGCUCUGUGGCGCAGGUCUUUAUCCUCGGCCUGCCGUCCAGAAUCGCGUCCGUGUGGUUCGGCCCGAAAGAAGUGUCUACUGCCUGCGCCACAGCCGUGCUGGGAAACCAGUUGGGUGUAGCUAUAGGGUUUCUGCUGCCUCCUGUCCUGGUGCCCAACACACCAGAAGAUAAAGAACAGAUGGGCCACAACAUAAGCAUCAUGUUCUAUGGGACAGCCGCUGCCUCCACUCUGCUCUUCAUUUUAACUGUCAUUUUCAUUCAGGACAGACCCUCUUUACCCCCGAGUCAGGCUCAGGCGGUGUUGCCCACAGGCCUGGCAGAUGAUUAUUCCUAUAAGCAGUCCAUCAUUAAUCUGUUUAAGAGCAAACCCUUCAUCCUGCUGCUGCUAAGUUAUGGCAUCAUGACUGGGUCGUUCUACUCCGUGUCCACUCUGCUCAACCAGAUGAUCAUCACUUACUAUAAGGGAGAGGAGCUGAACGCAGGCAGGAUCGGACUCACCUUGGUCGUGGCUGGAAUGGUUGGCUCCAUCCUGUGUGGUUUGUGGCUGGAUCACACCAAAACAUACAAAAUGACCACGCUGAUCGUCUAUGUCCUGUCCUUCCUCGGCAUGCUGGUGUUCACCUUCACGCUGGAUCUGGGCCAUCUUCUCCUCAUCUUCUUCACUGGAGGAGCUCUGGGGUUCUUUAUGACCGGGUAUCUGCCCAUUGGGUUCGAAUUUGCAGUUGAAAUCACGUACCCAGAGUCUGAAGGCACGUCGUCUGGGCUUCUAAAUGCCUUCGCUCAGUUGUUUGGGAUCAUUUUCACAUUGAUUCAGGGAAAGCUCACCACAGCCUACAACCCACUGGCUGGAAACCUCUUCCUGUGUGCAUGGAUAUUCCUCGGAAUCAUUUUAACAGCGUUAAUCAAAUCCGAGCUGAAAAGACACGACGUCAACAUGGGAAACGGUAACUGUCAGGCGGUUCCUACUGAGUGUCCUGUGGAGAAGAUGUCCAAUGGUUUGGCACGUGAGACAACACUGUAAAGCAGAGACUGUGCUGGACUUUAUCUUCACCUCCAUCAGCUCUCUCUCUCUCACGUACACAAACACACACACGCACACACACAUGCACACCUUACUUGAAUCUGUAAUUCCUUAAGGAGUCACUGAAACUGCUGAGUAAGCGUUAAUGUCGUUCUCUGUAUUGGUCUGUUUAGUGCUAAAAAAUAUUCCUAACUUUUUAUAAUCAUGCUUUUAAAAAAAAAAAAAAAAAGUACUUACUUUUUAAUUUUUUUUUAAUACGUGUUUUAUUUAUUUAUUUAUUUAUUUGGUUGUUCAGUUGCUUUAGUGACAUAACUUCAGUCCUGUGGAAGCUUCUAGAAAGCUUUGUCCAAGUAAGACUAUGAACAUUGUACUUCCCAUGAAAAGAAACUUACUGACCUUUGAUUACAGCAGUCGUCCAAUCGCAGUGGAUCAGACCGAAUUUCAUUAUAAUUCUGAAUGAAUUAUAUUUAUAUUUCAUUAUAAAUAUGUAUUAUUUCCCCCAUGAUGAUGAUGAAGAAGAACGUUUUAAAAACACAGCGUUAAACGUACAAGAUAAUAUUUUUUAAUAUUUAAAAAUAAGAAUUAUUUUUGGAGACACGGUUAUAGCGCUUGAUCUUCAUCAUCUCUUUAACUAAAACCUGCAUAGUUUAAAUAAAAACCCAGUGUCACUUUUUAAUCAUUUGUUCUGACCUGCAGGAAAGAAAACUACGGUGGCCGAGAAGUGCAAAACACAUUAACAAAUCCGAAAACAAAUGAACAAAUCUGAAAACAAAUGAACAAAUCUGAAAACAAAUGAACAAAUCUGAAAACACAUUAACAAAUCCGAAAA